Molecule: messenger RNA, 1182 nt
Organism: Cyclocybe aegerita
Lineage: Eukaryota; Fungi; Basidiomycota; Agaricomycetes; Agaricales; Hemipholiotaceae
Source: the annotation of a GenBank genome assembly
AUGUCGUCGCCAUUUCGAGAGCUCGCGAUGGCCAUCUACAUCGGGGUGGCUUCUUCGUCCAUCAUGAUUUGGGACAUUUGCGAGACCGUUAGGUCUGACUAUACGCUCAUUUCAAAGGAUCCAUGGAACGCGCCUGCUAUUUCUUAUCUUACCGCCAAAUACUCCACUCUUUGCUUUACAGUCUUGUGCACAUAUGUUAUCACCACCAACAGCCUCAUCACCAACCCCGCCGGUUGCGACCCCUACCCAGUCGUGAUGAUUGCGAUGUAUACCAUCGCCGCCGCCUCGACCUCUCUCCUCUUCUUCUUCCGCGUCUCAGCGGUCUACCACCCAAACAACAAAGCCAUCAUGGCCUUCUUCGGGCUCUCGUGGGUCGUCGUGCCCCUCGGCUCGCUCCUCCUCCUCAAGGCCAGAACGGAGUACAAGAACACAGGAUCGCUCCAGACGACGUGCAGUUUACCGUUGGUGGGCAAGUAUAUUUUCGCUGCGUUGGCGCCUAGGAUGAUCAAUGAUACGCUGGUGUUUUGUGCGAUUACAUGGCGGUUCUUGAGGGGUGCAGGGGCACGGCCGGUUGAGCUGGACUUUAGUGGGGUGAAGAGGAGGAUGGCGAUCAGGGAGCGGCUGAGAUCUUUCACUUUGCCCCGAGCGAGUGCUCUCCCGGCGUUCUCGAGGGCGAUGCUGCAAGAUAGCCAGGUGUUCUAUUUGGUUGCGGUUACGAGCCAUAUCGUUACCUGGGUCGUUCUCACCACAGGCUCGCGUGGCGAGGCCUCACCUCGCGCCAUGUUCAUCAUCCCCUCGCUCGUGGUGAUCAACAUCAUGGCGUGCCGCGUCUUUCGGAACACGAAACUGCACCACCAUCAGUCCUCCAGAUCGAUACACGGCACGGGCGGGCAGCCGCUCGAUGUCCUGCGUAUCACGAAGGACACUAUGGGGUUGAGUAUGAGCCUGCCCUCACACCAUCGACCCGGAGCAAGAGGCGAUGCUGGAGGCCCACCUCUCUCCCCAGAUGAGAUGGAGCUCAGCGAAGUCCAGACGAUGAAUGAUGCUUCGGACACUAAGUCGUUGGAAUCGAAGGCAUUUUCUCGUGCACUUCAGCGAACCCCGUCCGUCGGCUCGGCUGAACAUAAUGCGAACAACGUCCUUCGGAUUCAGGUGAUGCAGACGGUGGAAGUGUCGCGGUGA